AUGAAUGUGACUUCUACGCAAGAUACCUACCGCGGCCCCCGUCACCAGGGAGAGUAUGACCGCCUAAAGACCCAACAUGAACUGGUCAAGACGGCAAUGCAUGGAAAGCUAUUGUAUUCGCCUGUUGACUUGAAACAAGAGCAUCUUCGUGUACUUGACUCUGCCACUGCAGAAGGUACAUGGCUGAUCGAUCUGGCCCAAAACGUGUCUUCGAACGCCACGCUCAUCGGGACCGAUAUAGCUCCUCAACACUUCACCCUUGAUGCUGAGCGCCCCGAUAAUGUACAGCUUUUGACUCACUCGAUUUUUGAUCAUUGGCCUGAAGAGUUUCAGAAUAGCUUCGAUGUCGUGCACCAGCGAUUUGUCCUUACAGUAUGUUCCAAUGAGACUGCCCUUGAUGCAACCAAAAAGCUGUUUGCGUGUGUAAAGCCAGGGGGUUGCAUUGAGCUGCACGAGGGGGAUAUGCUUUCAAUACAGGAGGGGCCUAAGCAUCCAGCAUUCACAAAAUUCCGUGAUACCAUGGUAAACGCAUGGGCAGCCAUUGGAAACCAGCCAAAUCCGGGGAAGUUUUUGGUCCCGUGGCUGGAGCAGGCCGGGGCAAUUGAUAUCCAACACGAAUCGCAGACAAUAGCUAUUGGUGCUGCUGCUGAGGACAAGGAGCAAGGAGAGAGAGCAGUCCGUGUAAUGUUAUAUCUGCUGGAGGGAAUGAAGAAACUACUGGCCGGUACUUUGAAAUCACAAUCUCUCCUAACGACAUGGCUAUUCCUUAACAUACUAUGCAAAUCAAGCAUCACAAACCUUGUUAUCAAUUUGUGUCGGAUGAUGAUUCUCCGUCUCAAGAAGAUGCUCUGGCUCCUGUGCCCUCUCAGGCCAGUAGCAAGCCCCUACGAGGACAGCUGCGCCCCCAAGGACGCCGGUCAGGAGCCAAAAUGCAUUUCGGUAACCCUCCAUAGCUACAAGCAAGUUCCCGUCGACAAGCACCUGCUGACCAUUCAUGAAGGCAUUAGCACCUGCGAGCAGAACACUGGCUCCCACUUGGUAGGCAGUGUUAAACAGGGCGCUGGCUACUGCAUGAUCGCCCACUCCGACUUGUCGCAGUAG
Messenger RNA from Talaromyces atroroseus, 1101 nucleotides. RefSeq lists its product as hypothetical. The coding region runs from base 1 to 1101 and encodes 366 amino acids. Lineage: Eukaryota; Fungi; Ascomycota; Eurotiomycetes; Eurotiales; Trichocomaceae. The record is from RefSeq and is a predicted model, not a curated record. The transcript is spliced from 2 exons.